UCACUAUUAAAAGAGUGUUUACUGCUCCAUUAUAUUCCACUAUUAGACUUAAAUGAAUGCCAAAAUGAUCUGAAUUACUGUCACAAGCUGGCAAUGUGUACAAACGAACGUGGCUCCUACAUGUGCAAGUGUAAACCUGGAUACGUUGGAGAUGGAUUUGAUUGCAACAGCUAUGCUGGCCUAGGUUAUUCGGCAAUAUUAGCAAAGGAUGACCAUUACCAUAAAACCUUGAGCAUUUGGUUAAGCCCUGUUGUGCAAAGCCAGUCCUCUUACUGGAAGCGCUGCUGGAGAGCAUCAGUGGAUGGUUGGGCUGCCUCUACCUUCCACUCGUUCUGUGACAGCAAAGGGCCGACAGUGACCAUUAUCCGUGUAGGAAAAUACAUCUUUGGUGGAUACACCAGCUUAUCAUGGACUUCUAGUUGGGAGUACCAGUACUCUUCGAGCGCCUUUUUGUUCUCAUUGGUUAACAAACCAGGCUGGGGACCAGUGAAACUGACCCAACAAGGGAAGUAUAGUUAUCGGAAGAAACAUUCCAUAUACAGUUGUUCUAGCGUUGGACCCACAUUUGGUAGAGCACACGAUAUUUACAUUUCCGACUACGCCUCAUCCAACACAAAUUCUCUCUCAGACCCUGGAUACACCUACAGUCCACCAUCUGGUCACAUUUAUAGCGGCUCCUUCACCCGAUCAUUCCUGGCAGGAACUUCUAGUUGUGUGCACCAGUACUCUUCGAGCGCCUUUUUGUUCUCAUUGGUUUCAUUGGUUAACAAGCCAGGCUGGGGACCAGUGAAACUGUCUCGAACAGGAAAGUAUAGUUCUCGUCGUUACUCCAUCUACAGUUGUUCUAGCUAUGGACCCACAUUUGGUGGAGGACACGAUCUUUACAUUUUGAACUAUGCCUCAUCCAAUACACGUUCCUACACAAACCUUGGAUACACCUACAGUCCACCAUCUGGCCACAGUUAUGGCAGCUCCUUCACCCGAUCAUUCCUGGCACGAAGUUACAAAUUUCAACCGGAUGAGGUUGAAGUGUUUUACGAAACCACUUGACACAGACCUGUUGAAUCAAGUGUCAUAAAAAAUUCGAACAGGAUUUAGAAAACUAAAAACGUUAAUUCAUCAUUUUGAAGGCUUGUUACGUAAAGUAGACUUAUGAUA
This is a messenger RNA of Stylophora pistillata, 1158 nucleotides long. RefSeq lists its product as uncharacterized. The record is from RefSeq and is a predicted model, not a curated record. NCBI's taxonomy places the organism in Eukaryota, Metazoa, Cnidaria, Anthozoa, Scleractinia, Pocilloporidae.